CCUUAUGGCAACCCUAACUGAGACAAGAGCCUCUCCUGAUAAUCUCAGAGCCUGGGACCCUCUCAUACAGAGAGAUACAGUUUGCCAAAUAGUCUGGGCCUGAGCCAUGCAGGCUUUAUAGGUCAUAACCAACACUGUGAAUUGUGCCUCUUAACAAACUGGAGUUUCAACAGGAGUGUUGUAUGGUCUUUGUAACCUGCCAGUUUGGCUGCAGUUCUUUGGACCAGCUGACAUUUCCAAACACUCUUCAAAGGUAGCCUCACGUACAGCAUGUUACUCCAAAUGGGAUGUAACUAAACAUGUACCAUUGUGGCCAGAUCCAGUAUCUCAAGUAAUUGGCAUAGUUGGGGUGCAAGCUUUAAAUGUGCCAAAACGCCCCUGGCCAUCACAGAAACCUGGGCUUCCAAGUUCAAUGUUAAGUCUAGGAGUACCCCUAAACUCUGCACCUGUAUCUUUGAGGGAGUGUAAUCCCAUCUAACACACUGACAUGUACAGUGCAAUUUUGUAAAUAUAUUUUCUUGGGAUGAAGGCCUGUUACUUUCAGUCUGGUUUACUUUUCAAAGAAAAUGCACAGGAUUGCUGCCUUAAUUUAGGGAGUGCUGGUUUGAACACACUUUUAUUAAAAGACUUUUAUUAAAAUCCCUUUUUAUCAAUUGCAUUUCCUCAAGUAUUCAGUUAAUUUUGAUUUCCUGACACAAACUGCAAGCUACAAAAAGGACAAUCUGUAUUCAACACAGAGGAGAAAACCCUCCAAGACAGCCUUUUAUUAUGCAUAGAGAAGGAUUUUCAGUAUCUGGGGACCAGUUGUUUGGAAGGAUGGAGAGGAGUUUCUUUUCCUUCUCUGACCAAGACCUGCUCCAAAGAAAUGGCCGACGUUAUGAUGGCAGUGUGAAGCCAAAGCUUAAUUUACAACAAGUAGCAAUAACACAGGUUUUGAAUUACAACAUAAGUACCAAGGCGAAUUUGGAGAGAGAGUCAGUCAUCCACAGCCACUACAGCCCUCUCAAUGUCACGGUUAAUGGAAGCCCCUGUAUUUUAUUUUGGGCCAGAAGAAUCAUGAUUAAGUUUCAGAAUCACACUCAGCUGGACUUAACAGACAGGACAUUUGGUAUUCAUGCAACUGUGGAUGUUGCUGAUUCAAACUGCAGUGAAGAAAAUGCAAUGCUUUCACUUAAUUUUGGUGACAUCGACAAUUUGAAGGGAUUUAUUAUCAGAUUCUUACUGACAAACAGUUAUUACAAGCUGUCUAUUCAGAAUUGGUUCACCUUGCACCGAAUCCAGCUUGUUUACAACCACUCUGUACAAGCCACUUUCAACGCAACACGAAUCCAUGCUCCAGCCAUUUACUCCUAUCACUGUGAACAUGUUAGCAGCUUGCAGAGAUAUGAUGCACUCCUGACACCCAGCUCUGCCACUGAUGCAGCCAAGCUCUGGGAAGUUACUUUUAUUGACUUUCAGAUUCAAGGAUUUAACAUUGAAGAUGGGCAGUUUGCUUAUGCGAAAGACUGUGCCUCUCUCUUCCCACCUGCAAUCCUGAUGGGCUUGGUGAUGUCUCUGAUCUUGCUUCUUGUCUUGGCCUAUGCUCUCCAUAUGCUGAUACACUUGAAGUCUCUUGAUAGACAUUAUGAAUGCAAAGCUUCUCCUGCUUAUUUCCCACAGAUGAAAGAUAUUGAUACAGUGGAUGAAAAGGAACCCCUGAGAAAUAAUGGAAUGGAAGUCUAUGAACUUAGAAGCCAACAGUAUUCUAAAAUUUAUAUUUAGCUAUUGUCUUUGUUUUUCCAUGAUUAGGCAAACAGACUGCUGCUGGGGAACUUCUGCAUCCUAUGGGCUCAUGUUAGAAUUUUGAGUAUCUCAACUUUGAUUUAAAUAAAUAAAUUAAAAAGAUUUCUAGUCAUCAUGACUGUGAGAGAAAUAUGGAAGUGCUACAACAGUGUGUCCUAAUUUCUCAGAGAGCCCAAAAGCAAAUCAAAAGGGCAUCAUUUAUAGCCAACAUGAAAGGCAAGAGGAGAUGAUUGCCUCAUGGUCAUCUGCUUCAGACAGAGAAUACUGCAUGGUAACAUUGCCCAAAAUGUUUAUCUUGGAGGAUGGGAUCUAUCGGAAUUGAAAAGCUCCUUCCAAAAUGAAAGUAAAAUGCCGCAACCAAAGAUGUACCACAAAAGUGAAAUUUGGGACAAGAUUCUUCAAAUGUUGCCCACUCAAAUCUAUGAUCUUUUUGUUGUUGUAAUGACACUGGAGGACUGAACCAUAGCUGGUGCUUAAGGUUACUUAGCAAGGCUGAUAGAACAAUGAUUUUAUGCUGCUGGAAAACCACCAGUCAUUGGAAAGAAUAAACCAGUUGUACAUAAAAAAAUGACACUAGAAAUCUCUUGUGUUCGUUCCUAACCAGCUGCAAAAUGAUGUGUAAACAUCCCUGUCAUCAUAUCUGUUUGCAUGGCAGAAAUGCAGUCUGUUGGCCAAAAAGCAACUGGUUUAUGUCUUAAGAUAUGCAAAUUGUGUCAGUUAACAUCUCAAUAUGUUAUGCAGAUUUGCUGUGGAUCUCUUUAUCUUGUAAUGCUUUUCUAAGGGUGCCCUCAGCGCUGAGCAAUUUUCUCACUUCUGUUGUAUUUCAAUGAAGUUAUGAGCACUUUCUUUUUGAUGUUCCAUUCUUCUAAUAUUUAGCUAAAUGUUUUUUACUACACGACUUCUCUGAUAAAUGAUCAAAGGAUACCAGUCUCUUGGCAUUAAUUUCCUAAAUUUGUCACUGAGUACAAGGUAAAAGAAUGUGAGAUCUAAGUGGGGAGGAAGAAAUUAGUGUCAUGAAGAUUGUCCAUGUUGCUGCAAAAGAAAAGCCCUUGUCUUUGCCACUAAUUUACAAACCUCUGCAAAUCACUUUCAAUAAUGAAGCCUUUGAAAGAACUGAACAAACACAUCUUUCAAAGGCAGGAGGGCUCUUAUUGAGUAUAAAUAGUUUACAUAUGGAAAGUCUUUCUUUAGUCCAGUGAUGGGUAGAAUGCUACCAUGGGUGCAAUUUUAAUUGGAAUAUUUACGCAAAAGUAGACCCAUAACAUGGUCCUCCUAGGAUAUUAUUAUGUACACAAUAGUCAGUAUAAAAAUAUAUAUUAAAAAAGGUGCAGAAAAGGGUGAAUAUUCAGGGGCCUAGAGCAACUGUGCCAUGAGGAAAAGGUGAGAAUGUUUGGAGCAAUAAAAGGGAGUUAGAAGGAUAUAAGAUAAGGGUGGGCAGCUAGGGGCCAGUCAUCCUCAACCUUCUUCCUGAGAUACAUCCAUCCUGAGCAAGACCAAAUACUUCCAUUUUCUUCUGUGGCUGCACUCAAAAUAGCAAUAGGAAUUGAUGUUCUGAUGCCAUUUUAAGAGUGACUGCAGAGAAAAAUGAAGUUAUUAUGGGAGUAGUAUGGGGUCCUAAGAUAUCUGUGGGGGUUGAAUAUGGAUAUUCUUGUUACUUUAAUGUGUUUGGGGAGUUUUCUGCAUGGAGUUUGGACCAAAAAUUGCCAGAUUGUCUUUUUUUAAAUGGAUAGGAAUUUGGGAGGGACUGGUGGGGGGCUUCAGGGGCCAUGUGUAGUCCAUAGGCUAUACUUUGACCACCCCUGCCCUAUAAGUAUGCACCGUGUGCAGAUAGUGAAUAGGCAGUAGUCUCCUUCUCCACAAUACUGGGGCCCAGGACCAUCCACUGUAGUGGAUCAGUGGAAGAUUUAGGAAUAAUAUAGAAUCACUUCUUCACACACCACUUCAUUAAACUGUGGAACAAUCUUGCAUAAGAUACAUUAUGGCAGCAAGAUGGGCAACUUUAAAUUGGGACUGGACAUUCAUGGAGGAUGGGUCUUUCAGUCUACUAGUCAUGAUGGCUGUAUAUCCCCUACAGUACUAGAAGCAAUAUGUCUGUCUAUACUAGUUCCUGGGGAGAAUUAGCAGAAUAUCAUCAUGUGUACAUGCCCUACUUUUAGGCUUCAUAAUGAGCAAGUGACUGGCCACUGUGUGAACAAAAUAUUGGACUAGAUAAGUCUAAGAUCUGAUUCAGGAAGGCUGCUCUUACAUUCUUAAAAAGUAUUCAGUCACUUACUGUUACAUUUUCUUUACAACCCAAUUUGCAAAUGAAUUUUUAUGCCAGCCAAUAUAAGGUGAUGAGGUACAGAAUUUUAUAGCCAUAAUUGAUCAAUGGUUACCAAUGCAGAGUUUUCAUUAUGAAACUCCAAAAGAGUAUAGGACAAACACACAGAAACAUAUUCUUUUUGCCAUUGGGGUACUUUCCUUUAGCAGCCACUAGAAAGCAUUGUGAUUAAAACAAUAUAGGGGAACAGAAUUCUGGAAGGCCGCAGAUGGCUUUUUAAAAACUUUUUUGU
Molecule: messenger RNA, 4334 nt
Organism: Sceloporus undulatus (fence lizard)
Lineage: Eukaryota; Metazoa; Chordata; Lepidosauria; Squamata; Phrynosomatidae
Product: V-type proton ATPase subunit S1-like protein
Exons: 8
Coding region: 769-1761 (330 amino acids)
Cellular component (GO): proton-transporting V-type ATPase complex
Source: RefSeq, a predicted model, not a curated record